Messenger RNA from Ilyonectria robusta, 1305 nucleotides. RefSeq names its product CTLH/CRA C-terminal to lish motif domain-containing protein. Lineage: Eukaryota; Fungi; Ascomycota; Sordariomycetes; Hypocreales; Nectriaceae. Gene Ontology annotation, molecular function: protein binding; ubiquitin protein ligase activity. Gene Ontology annotation, cellular component: GID complex; nucleus; cytoplasm. The transcript has 3 exons. The record is from RefSeq and is a predicted model, not a curated record. The coding region runs from base 1 to 1305 and encodes 434 amino acids. Gene Ontology annotation, biological process: proteasome-mediated ubiquitin-dependent protein catabolic process.
AUGGCUGGAUCCGACGACCAUGUCUCGCCGUUUGGGCCUCUGAUGGCCGAGCUGGCUCGCAUGAGGAAGUCCAACUUGACUUCGGCGAUUGACGAUGUCGACCAAAUCAUAGAUCUGCUUACCGCAGCCCGGGAACAGGUUGCUUCAGAACCCGACUCCCAUCGAAUCGGCAUGGCCAUGACCACUCUACAGAACCCGGUCAAGGCCCGCUUCGAGGCGAUCACACAAGACCUCAAGGAGGUCACAAAGGCACAGAAAGGCUUUGGAAAGGCCCUUGACAAGGCCAUUCCCCAUCGCGAACUGCCCAUGGAGACGGACGCCAUGGCCGACCACCCAGCUCUCAUCAAUCGCGCCAUCGCCAUGCACCUCCUCCGAGAGGGCCAAUUCUCCGUCGCCUCAACAUUCCUCCACGAAGCCCACGACCACCCUCCCCACCGCGAAGCCCACGCCGCCCCUUCCCAUACCGACGAAGACGGCGAUGACGACAUGGAGGAUGACGAGGAAGAGGACGAGGAGCAAGAUGCCGACAUGCACAGCCUCCACUCCGAGGAUCUCCAGCACAAGUUCUCAGAGAUGUAUAGCAUCCUCUCCCAGCUCAAGGAUCGCAACCUUGUGGCCGCUAUCGAGUGGGCCCGCUUCAACAGCGCCCAGCUCGACGCCAAGGGCAGCACCCUCGAGUUCGAGCUGAGCAAGCUUCAGUUUGUCUGGCUGUUCAAGGGCUCUAGCGUCAACGGGCUCCCCGAUGAUAACCGUAAUGGCCAGCUCGGCGCUCUCACCUACGCCCGCGCCCACUUCGCCCGCUUCCAGGCCCGCCAUCUGCGCGAGAUCCAGCAACUUUGUGCCGCCAUGGUCUACUCUCCCAACCUCACCGCCUCGCCGUACCGCCACAUCUUCGAGAUCGACUCGGCCUUUGAAGAUGUCGCCAUGUCGUUUACGCGCGAGUUCUGCUCCCUGCUUGGCCUCUCUGCCGAGUCGCCCCUCUACAUGGCCGUAACUGCAGGCUCCAUUGCCCUGCCCCGCCUCAUCAAGUACACAACCUACAUGCGUGAGAAGAAAACGGAGUGGACUACGGAAAACGAACUCGCCUUCGAAACCCCCCUGCCAGAGUCCAUGAUUUACCACCCCAUCUUCGUCUGCCCCGUCAGCAAGGAGCAGACGACCCAGGACAACCCAGCGAUGAUGCUAUCUUGCGGCCACGUCAUUUGCCGCGACUCCCUCCACAACAUCGCCAAGGCCGCUCGGUACAAGUGCCCCUACUGUCCCACCGAGGGCCACGUCAAGGAUGCCAUUAAGAUCAAAUUUUAG